AUUAUGCUUGCUCAGCUUGCUCGCCAGCAGUCGAACAAGUGUCUCAAAUUUGCUGUUGUCAACGGUCUUGCGCUGUGGAGCUCCGGGGCUUCAAGAAAGACUAUAGAGAUGAUGGCUGCUGCUCGACUCUGUAUCUCGUACACAGCAAUCUCAGCUAUGGUCAACUCCCUUGCUGCUCACUGUGUUCGUCUCGCUGCUCUUGUUGCUCUGGGUCCUCACAUGCUGGGCUACGAUAACAUCAAUAUCUCCUUAUCCACGUUUAUCGAGCAGCGCGGCUUGCUUGAUACGCCAUACAAGGUCCAGUCUGGGACGUUUGGGCUUAUCUAUGAGCUUCGAGGAGAUGAUCCUGCCACUCCAAUUAAUCCAGCUCACUUAGACGCUUCUGGACUCAUUAAACGCUUUAUGAUGGCGCCUUCCCUCGACUACAAGCAUGACGUACAGCUCACGGCUGCACAGACAUCAAUACUCAAGGCUGAUCUACAGGCAACAAUCAUUGAGGCAUUAUUUCGCCUUUUCCCUGACAUGUUUGCUGAUGAGCUCAAAAACAACGAUCAGCUGAAGCGCCCUGUUGUUCUCGAGUAUCCUCAUGGUCUCAAAACGGCGUUUUAUGCUACUAGAGCAAGCACCAUCGAGGAGGCAACGCGCGCAGGGAACAGCAAAUAUCUAGAUGAGCUGUACCGACUCGAGUUUGGGAUGACACCGUCUCAGCUUCGCCGGGAAGUCUUUCAGGUAGCGCUUGCUCUCUUCCAUCUAGUCCUCAACUUAAUCUGGGCGGUGCAUGUCAAGCAUCAAGCAACUGUGGCAACAACAGGUAGCCUUAGCUGGUUCUAUGCGCUCCUAGAGAAGUCUCGACUUGCCAAUCCGCACCCGGACUACCAUAGUCUUUUGAUGGCUCUUCGGCAGACCUUGGAUGCUCUUUUGAUUGAUAGCUGGCGGAAGAUUCUCGCACGAAACGGAUACUCUAGUGUCACUGCUUUCGCUAAAUCUAACCCUACUGCAGAGAUUAUGAAAGAACUCGCAGAUCAGCUGCACAACUCAUUUGCAAGCACUGUGCCA
Messenger RNA from Coniophora puteana RWD-64-598 SS2, 1056 nucleotides. RefSeq lists its product as uncharacterized. Lineage: Eukaryota; Fungi; Basidiomycota; Agaricomycetes; Boletales; Coniophoraceae. The transcript is spliced from 2 exons. The record is from RefSeq and is a predicted model, not a curated record. The annotation marks the transcript as partial.